This is a messenger RNA of Rotaria sp. Silwood1, 747 nucleotides long. NCBI's taxonomy places the organism in Eukaryota, Metazoa, Rotifera, Eurotatoria, Philodinida, Philodinidae. The record is from the annotation of a GenBank genome assembly.
AUGAUAAUAGCAAGUCAUAUUGAUGGUGACAACCGUUGUCGUACAGGUGAUAAUAAUGGUCAGUUUAUAAUGUGCAUACCUGGAUGUGGUGAUACAGGCAAAUUACAACUUAUUCAUGCUCUCAGCAAAUACUUUCUAAUUACAAAGAGAAUGCAAAUGACUCGAAAGCUUGCACCAACUGGAAUUGCUGCUGCUGAAAUUGGUGGAAUGACAAAUCAUUCAUUUUUGGAUGAACAGCGUAAUUCUGGAAAGUCACGAGCUAUAAAAUCAGGUGAUUCAAAACUCGAAAAAGAAUGGAGGCUUGUCGAAUAUCUAUUAAUUCAUGAAAUGAGUAUGGUGGGUUUAAAUUUACUGGCAAAACUCAACCGAAUCAUUUGUUCUGCAAAACAUGUCGAUCCGCAAGUUCCAUUCGGUGGUGUAAAUGUUCUCUUCUUUGGUGACUACUUACGAUAUCGACCUGUGUAUCAUGCAUCAUUACAUACAGAUUUUUCAUUGCAGUCGAAAAACACAUCAAGUAAAUUGCCUAAUGAAAAAGAAAUUCAACAACGUGUUGUACGUUCUUUAAUUCUUCAAAUUAACUGCGUCGCUCCAAUUUUUGUGUUUCGGAAUGAAGUUGGAACACAAUUGAACAACAAGGCAGUAAUUCGCAACGCAAAAGAAAUGGGACAAAGAUCCAUGGUAUGUGUCGCUCAAGAUACUUACAAAGGCAAUCCAAUUGAAGAUUCGGCACUCAUUAAAAAAUUGUGA